This is a messenger RNA of Suillus discolor, 1269 nucleotides long. RefSeq lists its product as uncharacterized. The transcript has 2 exons. Lineage: Eukaryota; Fungi; Basidiomycota; Agaricomycetes; Boletales; Suillaceae. The record is from RefSeq and is a predicted model, not a curated record. The annotation marks the transcript as partial.
AUGGCCGAAGGAACUUGGGAGAAGCUGUCCCAGGUCGCUGUCCUGGGCGCUGAAUAUGACUCCCCUGAACGCCAGCCCCAUCCGAAAUGUUUGGAAGGGACCCGAGUGGACCUUCUCAAACUCAUCCAUGGAUUGUUGGACAAGCGAGAGAAGAGUCAAAUCAUUUGGCUGCAUGGCACGGCAGGCGUCGGAAAGUCUGCCGUGGCAUUCACUGUAGCUGAAAGAAUGAAAAGUCUGAAAAUAACACCGAAUACGAAAAUCGAAACAAGGCUCGCGGGGACAUUCUUUUUCUCGCGCAAGCACACGAAACGCAGCACGACCGGUCAAUUCUUUGCAACACUUGCUUACCAGCUUGCGAGCAAUUUUCCCAGCGUCAGGAACGACGUGAACAGAGCUGUCCGCGAGAAUCCUGCAGUUCUAGACUCCAGCAAGUCUCUUCGCGACCAGAUGAAGGCGUUAUUUCGCCAACCUCUCUUGCACCUGCAACUCAGGUUACGCGGCUGUCCACCUCCAGUCUUUGUCAUCGAUGCCCUCGAUGAAUGCAAACCUGAAACCGUCGCCGACCUCAUUUCCCUCCUCGGGGAAGCUCUUCGUGAUCCUGAACUUCCCGUGAUCCACAUUCUGCUCACGAGUCGCUUGGAGGAGCAUAUCCGUAAAGCCAUUCAAAAAGGCAUUUCCCGUACCAUUUCGUUAGACGGCGAAGAUGUUGACAAUGACAUCUAUAUCUUCUUACAGCAUUCCUUCACGGAGUUGCAAAGUCGCCAUCCUGAUUUCCCUCAGCUCGCUGCGGAUAAACUUACACGGCUGGCGAACCGAGCUGGCAGACGUUUCAUUGUGGCAUCUACAAUGAUGAAGUUUGUCGACGACGGAUACAAUGACCCCCGGGAUCGCCUUGAGCUCAUGCUCGAGCUAACCAAUGAACUGCUGCCUGGGACAGAAGUGUAUGAGUUAUACAACCGUAUCCUUGCCACCUGUUCGGACCCCAGCAGGGCAUACCAGUACUUGUCUAUUGUUGCUGCCCUUGCAGACCCUCUGCCGAUCUCACAGAUCUCGAAGCUCCUUGGCCCAGGUCAGGGCAGUGAUGUCACGACCGCACUUGUACAACUACGGUCUUUCAUGGAUAUUCCCACUGACAGCAGCCAUCCUGUGAAUAUCUACCAUUCGUCCAUUCGGGACUAUGUUUCAGACUUCUCACACUGCAGCCUGCCUGGAUUACAACCCAUCACAGCACCGCAUUCCCUACUCGCUUAUUCCUCUUUCCGCUUGAUG